AUGGAGCCCAUUGAAAUUGAUAGUUCGCCAGAGGAGGAAAGGCUAGUACCUCCAGACUCGGCCAAUAGGAAUGGCUUUGAGCUGAUGGCAGCAGAUGAGACAGAGGGCGACGAACCAGUUGCUGAAGCUGGGUCGCGCGAGUCUGCAGAAGCCCCAGAUGCUGAGGAUAUGCAAGUCGAUGGUGACGAUAAAAUCUCUGAGAAAAUUCAUUCAGAAGCGGCAUCAGCUUCAGAGGAUGAUGAUGAAUUUAUGGACGAAGAUGCAGAGACUGCCGUCAAGGUCUCGACAGCAGAUCGCCUAGCAGAGCUAUCUGCCAUUGAUGCACUCCUGGCGACAGUCCCUCAAUCUGCGGCUGAAGCUCUCGCUGCCCUCAAUCCGUCCGUUUCGCCACCAGCCGGCAGCACACGCGCUGCACUCUACGCUGAGGCUGCCCAGCGUCUUUUGGAUGCGCUUGAAUCCUCCACUGCCAGACUCAAGCGUAGUGUUCGUGCACUAGAAGAACAGGAAGUCGUUGCGACGCGCAUGGGCGUUACAUUUGCACCUUUGUCGGUCUCUCAGGCUAAAACAAGUUCAGCUCAGGAACCCCUCAAAGGCCUUGCUGAGGUCCUUGAGUCAAGUGCAUCGGCCAAGUCGCUCAUGGCAGCAAGCCCUGUUUGA
This is a messenger RNA of Protomyces lactucae-debilis, 657 nucleotides long. RefSeq lists its product as uncharacterized. The transcript has a single exon. NCBI's taxonomy places the organism in Eukaryota, Fungi, Ascomycota, Taphrinomycetes, Taphrinales, Protomycetaceae. The coding region runs from base 1 to 657 and encodes 218 amino acids. Gene Ontology annotation, cellular component: mediator complex. Gene Ontology annotation, molecular function: transcription coregulator activity. Gene Ontology annotation, biological process: regulation of transcription by RNA polymerase II. The record is from RefSeq and is a predicted model, not a curated record.